UCACAUGAUAUUCAUCGAUCAGCUGACAAGUUAGGGGUGUUGGUUAGGUGAGAAUUCCAACGGGGAGGUGGCUAUUUUUUUUCCUGAAAAUGAGGUACGGGCUGGGAUAUACUUUUUUAGCGACGCUUUCGUCUGCGGUGACUAUAAUAGUGCUGUAUUAUGUACUUACUGGGAAAGGAGAGAGGAUUAGUUUUGGCUGGUUCCUAACGGAGACUAGCCCAUACAUGUGGGCAACAGUUGGUGUUGGAUUGGCUGUUUCUCUGUCUGUGGUUGGAGCUGCACUAGGCAUUCAUACAACAGGAGUCAGUAUUAUUGGUGGGGGUGUAAAAGCACCCCGAAUAAAAACAAAGAACUUGAUAUCAGUCAUUUUCUGUGAAGCGGUUGCAAUCUAUGGUCUCAUUACUGCAAUUGUUCUUUCUGGGCUGAUAGAGAGUUUCAGUUGGGAUGCCGUUCAAAGUAAUAUUGAUCUGAAGAGCCAGAAUUGGCUUUCUGGCUACAUAAUGUUUGGUGCUGGAUUAAGUGUUGGUUUGGUUAACCUUUUCUGUGGAAUUGCAGUUGGAAUUGUGGGAUCUGGUGCGGCCCUAGCAGAUGCUGCGAACUCGGCAUUAUUUGUCAAGAUCUUGAUCGUAGAAAUUUUUGGAAGUGCUAUUGGACUUUUUGGACUCAUUGUUGGAAUUUAUAUGACUGCCAAAGUAAAGAUGGGGGACAAGCAGUAAACAAGUGAUCCAUUUCAGCAGACAAGAAAUAUGGCUGUUUUUGGAUUGUACAGAGACUUCAUGUAUAAAUUAGUGGUGCUGGUGUACAGAAGUGUGAAUGUGCUUUGUAUAUUUGUAAAAAGAAAGUGGGUGUAGAGAAGAUAAGUAUUAUGUAAUGAAAAUGUAUUUGUUAUUACAUUAUUUUAAUCAAUUACAUAGAUGCGUGAUUGUUACUCCUGAUAUGAACUGUAUCAUAUGUACAUAGUUUUCAAAUUUGAAGUCUCUCUGUCUCACUUUGUAUACAUAAUUAUGCUUAGAAGAACCUAGUGUUUAUACCAGAAAUAUUUCAUAAAUUUAUGUUAAUUUAAUGAAUCUAGCUCUGAAUAGUGUGUGUAAUUUAUACUUGUGAAGUAUGUGGGGUGAUUUGGUAAUGAAAUAUAGUUAAUGUGUGAAUAAUUGUUGAAGUAUACACAUUGUAAUUAGAGCAUCAUUCAGUAUUAAAUAUUUUGCAGUGUGAUCACAAUUAAGGCAGAAACUGUUGUCCAGGCUCUUCAAACUGUAACUUUCUUGGUUGGUAGAGCAAACAAGUAAAUGGAAACAAGACAUACAUGAAAUUGUUUUUUUACACGUUGUGCUGAUAAGAUGAUGUGGUAGGGAUAUAGAGGAAUGGACAAUUAAUAUAGUUCAUUUCCAUCAUGGUUGAGAAUGAGAGGGCAUUACAAAUGUCCGCCUGUAUUAAUUUUAUCAAAUCACUCCUCUAUCCUGCUUGCAUAUUCAGAUGUUAAAUAUUAUCUUGCACAGAAUUCAUUAUUUUGUAAGUUUUUUCGCCUGCAUAUUAUUUAUAGUGCUCAUAUACAUGAACUAUUUGUUGUACUGAUUCACUGUCCAUUAUGUAUUUCUCAAACUACAAUAUCAGUAUUUGGUGUCAAGAUU
Schistocerca piceifrons (Central American locust) is the source of this 1628-nucleotide messenger RNA. Its product is annotated as V-type proton ATPase 21 kDa proteolipid subunit c''-like. The record is from RefSeq and is a predicted model, not a curated record. Gene Ontology annotation, molecular function: proton-transporting ATPase activity, rotational mechanism. The transcript is spliced from 7 exons. Gene Ontology annotation, biological process: proton transmembrane transport. Bases 90 to 716 code for a protein of 208 amino acids. Lineage: Eukaryota; Metazoa; Arthropoda; Insecta; Orthoptera; Acrididae. Gene Ontology annotation, cellular component: proton-transporting V-type ATPase, V0 domain.